CACACACACACCUUUAAUGACUGCUCUUCUACUUUUUUCUUCUCUCUAUCUCAUCAUAAUUCUUUAAAUUCUACAAUCUUUAAUAUACAAUAUUUAAUAUUGAUAUAUUAUAAGUUUAUAUCAUCUGUACGUUUAGUUUACCCCCAGGUGAGAUUCCCACAAAUAAAGUUUCAAUCUUUAUGUAAAUUUAGGAGUUUAAAGUGAAAAAGAUGGGAUCUUUGUGUUCAUGUUUUCGUGCUUCUGAGCCGGAUGACGAAAGUGUGGAUUCGGAUGACAACGAACAAGUGCCAGAGUCGAGUGGUGUGGUUAAUAGAAAUGCACAAGAUAAUUUCACUUUGUUCUUGCAGAAUUUGUCUAAUAAGUGUGAAGCUGUUCUUGGAAGAAGAGGAAUAGAAGCUGUGCCAUGGUCUUACCAAGGUCCAAGCUCUUCACAACCUACAAUACCACAAAUCGGUUCAUCUGGAUCUAGCAGCGGUAGUGGCAGUGGAAGCGGCAGUGCUAUAUCAUUCAUGAGGCAUGGUAAAGGCUCAAACCGUUCACGAGUAGAACCGGAACCAGUUUGUGAAAGCAAUGAGGGCUUGAAGAAAUGCCAGCCUGAGAUCCCUUUUAUGGCUGCACUGGACAAAGUCAAAAGCAGUAUAAACACUAUAUCACAAGAUGAUGAGGAUGUUUGUCCAAUAUGUCUUGAAGAAUAUACGAUUGAAAAUCCACGAAUUGUUACCAAAUGCUCUCAUCAUUAUCACCUAGGUUGCAUAUAUGAAUGGAAUGAGAGAAGCGAAACUUGUCCGUUUUGUUCAAAGCUGAUGGUAUUUGAGGAGAUGGAUUGAUCCCAAUACCCCUUUUGAGUUCAUCAUAAAUAGCUGGAUCUAUAAAAGCCAAUGACGUGAACAAUGAUCAAGGAAAGUACGACACCAAAUAUGAUCAUAAAGACCUACAUUGCACAUAUGAACAAUUUCCGAGGUUGAACUGGUGAUAUAUAAUUAUAUAUAUAUGGAUACUAAUAAUAGUUUCUUAAUUUUAUUCCAGUUUUCAUCAAAUGGUGAAGAUGGUUAACAAGUUCCAUGUAUGUAUGUUUUGGAUUUGUUUCUUUGUAUAUAUUGGGGAUGUUUUGAUCAUUUGGUUGAUAACAUGAUUGCAGUAAACAUUUCACAA
Erigeron canadensis is the source of this 1152-nucleotide messenger RNA. RefSeq names its product E3 ubiquitin-protein ligase RLIM-like. NCBI's taxonomy places the organism in Eukaryota, Viridiplantae, Streptophyta, Magnoliopsida, Asterales, Asteraceae. Gene Ontology annotation, molecular function: ubiquitin-protein transferase activity. The coding region runs from base 210 to 827 and encodes 205 amino acids. The record is from RefSeq and is a predicted model, not a curated record. The transcript has 5 exons.